AGAAGGUAUCGGCAGCAGUAUAAUGAAUAGUAAUAUCAAUAAUAACAGAAAUCCGGAGCCGUCAUCUAUAUUUAUAUCAAAGAUGGACGUGAUCAUCCCGUUCUCACCAGACGUGCCCUGUGAUAGUGGCCAGCGCAUGUGGUGGGCAUUCCUGGCCUCGUCCAUGGUCACUUUCUUCGGGGGUCUUUUUAUUAUUCUUCUCUGGAGAACUCUCAAAUACCUGUGGACUGUGUGCUGCCACUGCAACAUCAAAAGCAAGGAGGCACAGAAGGUGCACAACCCUGGAAAUAAUCAGACAGAUGGGACGGCCAAGAGCUCGGAUGAGAAGCCCCCCGAGGCGCCGGCCAGCGAAGUGGGCUGGAUGACUUCGGUCAAAGACUGGGCAGGGGUCAUGAUAUCGGCGCAGACGCUGACAGGCCGGGUCCUGGUUGUGCUAGUCUUUGCACUCAGCAUCGGAGCACUUGUAAUAUACUUCAUAGAUUCUUCUGACCCCAUUGAAUCCUGUCAGAAUUUCUACGAAGAUUUCACAUUACAGAUCGACAUGGCUUUCAACAUAUUCUUCUUAUUGUACUUUGGUCUGCGUUUCAUAGCAGCCAAUGAUAAGCUGUGGUUCUGGUUGGAAGUAAACUCCGUAGUGGACUUCUUCACGGUCCCCCCGGUGUUUGUGUCUGUGUAUUUAAACAGAAGCUGGCUUGGUUUAAGGUUUUUAAGAGCCUUAAGACUGAUACAGUUCUCAGAAAUUUUACAGUUUUUGAAUAUCUUAAAAACAAGCAACUCCAUCAAGCUGGUGAAUCUGUGCUCCAUCUUUAUCAGCACAUGGCUGACUGCAGCCGGCUUCAUUCAUUUGGUGGAAAACUCAGGGGACCCUUGGGAAAACUUCCAAAAUUCCCAAGCACUAUCCUACUGGGAAUGUGUCUACUUGCUCAUGGUUACUAUGUCCACUGUGGGAUAUGGAGACGUUUAUGCAAAAACCACUCUUGGGCGCCUUUUCAUGGUCUUCUUCAUCCUCGGUGGUUUGGCCAUGUUUGCCAGCUACGUCCCUGAAAUCAUAGAGUUAAUAGGAAACCGCAAGAAAUAUGGUGGUUCCUAUAGCGCGGUUAAUGGAAGAAAGCACAUUGUGGUCUGUGGUCAUAUAACACUUGAAAGUGUAUCCAACUUCCUGAAAGACUUCCUACACAAGGACAGGGAUGAUGUCAAUGUAGAAAUUGUUUUUCUCCAUAAUAUUUCCCCUAAUCUUGAGCUGGAAGCCUUAUUCAAGCGGCACUUCACUCAGGUGGAAUUUUACCAAGGAUCUGUUCUCAAUCCACACGAUCUGGCCAGAGUGAAGAUAGAGUCAGCAGACGCCUGCCUGAUCCUCGCCAAUAAAUACUGUGCAGACCCUGAUGCAGAGGACGCCUCCAACAUCAUGAGAGUAAUCUCCAUCAAGAAUUACCAUCCAAAGAUACGAAUCAUCACACAGAUGUUACAGUACCAUAACAAGGCCCAUCUGUUAAACAUUCCGAGCUGGAACUGGAAGGAGGGAGAUGAUGCCAUUUGCCUCGCAGAGCUGAAGCUGGGCUUCAUCGCCCAGAGCUGCCUGGCCCAAGGCCUCUCCACCAUGCUGGCCAACCUCUUCUCCAUGAGGUCCUACAUCAAGAUUGAAGAGGACACUUGGCAGAAGUAUUAUCUGGAAGGAGUGGCCAAUGAAAUGUACACAGAGUAUCUGUCCAGUGCCUUUGUGGGCCUUUCAUUUCCAAUGGUUUGUGAGCUGUGCUAUGUGAAGCUGAAGCUCCUGCUGAUUGCCAUUGAGUACAAGUCAGACCAAAGGGAAAGCAGCACCCUGAUCAACCCGGGAAACCAUGUCAAGAUGCAAGAAGGAACUCUGGGAUUCUUUAUCGCCAGUGACGCUAAAGAAGUAAAGAGGGCAUUUUUUUACUGCAAAGCGUGUCACGAUGACAUCACAGACCCCAAACGGAUUAAAAAAUGUGGCUGCAAGAGACCCAAGAUGUCCAUCUACAAACGAAUGCAACUGGCAUGUUGUUUUGAUUGCGGGCGCUCUGAGCGCGACUGCUCGUGCAUGUCUGGCAGUGUGCAUAGUAACGUGGACCCCCAUCGGCGAGCCUACCCGCUCUCCUCUGUCUCUGUAAAUGACCGCUCCACCAGUUUACGUGCCUUCGAAGAGGAGCAUCCAUCAACGCUCUCGCCCAAAAAGAAACAGCGUAACGGAGGCAUGAGAAAUUCACCCAACUGCUCGCCCAAAAUGAUGAGGCACGACCCCUUGCUCAUUCCUGGAAACGAGCAAAUUGAAAACAUGGACGUUAACGUGAAGAAAUAUGACUCCACAGGGAUGUUCCACUGGUGUCCGUCCAAAGACAUUGAGAAGGUUAUCUUGACUCGUAGUGAGGCUGCCAUGACGGUUCUGAGCGGUCAUGUGGUGGUCUGUAUAUUCGGGGAUGUCAAGUCGGCGCUGGUGGGGUUGCGAAACUUGGUAAUGCCUUUGAGAGCGAGCAACUUCCACUACCAUGAACUGAAGCCUAUCGUGUUCGUGGGCUCUCUGGAAUACCUGAAGCGGGAAUGGGAAACACUUCACAACUUCCCUAAGGUUUCCAUCUUACCUGGUACGCCAUUAAGCCGGGCUGAUUUGAGGGCUGUCAACAUCAACCUCUGCGACAUGUGCGUUAUCCUGUCAGCCAAUCAGAACAAUAUCGACGAUGCCUCUCUCCAGGACAAGGAAUGCAUCUUGGCAUCACUCAACAUCAAAUCUAUGCAGUUUGAUGACAGCAUUGGGGUCUUGCAGGCUAAUUCCCAAGGUUUCACGCCUCCUGGGAUGGACAGGUCUUCCCCCGACAACAGCCCGGUUCAUGGACUGGUCCGACAGGCCUCCAUCACAACCGGAGCAAACAUCCCCAUCAUAACUGAGCUAGUGAACGACUCCAACGUUCAGUUCCUGGACCAAGACGACGACGACGACCCGGACACGGAGCUGUACCUCACUCAGCCGUUCGCCUGCGGGACUGCGUUUGCUGUCAGUGUGCUGGACUCCUUAAUGAGUGCGACGUACUUCAAUGAUAAUAUCCUCACUCUGAUCCGGACGCUGGUAACCGGGGGUGCUACGCCGGAGCUGGAGGGGCUCUUGGCUGAGGAGAACGCGUUGAGAGGGGGCUACAGCACCCCGCAGACCCUGGCGAACAGGGACAGGUGUCGCGUCGCGCAGCUAGCGCUGUACGACGGGCCCUUCGCAGACUUGGGGGAUGGUGGCUGCUAUGGUGACCUGUUUUGUAAAGCAUUAAAAACGUAUAACAUGCUGUGCUUUGGAAUUUACCGGCUACGAGAUGCACAUCUAAGUGGCCCAAGCCAAUGCACAAAACGGUAUGUUAUAACGAAUCCGCCGUACGAAUUCGAGCUGGUGCCCACGGACCUGAUCUUCUGCCUGAUGCAGUUCGACCACAACGCCGGCCAGUCUCGCACCAGUCUCUCCCACUCCUCCCACUCCUCCCAUUCCUCCAGCAAAAAGAGCUCCUCUGUCCACUCCAUCCCCACCGCCAACCGGCAGAACCGCAGCAAGGCGCGGGAGUCCAGGGAAAAACAGAAGUACGUGCCCCUGUAGAGACGCUCCGCCCCCUUCCGUGUGUGUGCGUGUGCGUGAGCGAGUGUGUGAGACGCCGUCUGCAACUACCGCGUUCACGUACGAGGGACUCCUGUGCCUGCCUUUGUGGUGAUUCCUGUGUGGGCCUUGGCCGUUUGCAUGUGACCCUCACUCUCAUCUUCAUCAUUCUCAUCGACGUCAUCAUCAUCAUCAUCGUUGCCAGUGGUCUCAGCGCUUCCUCACAACGGCUGUGUGUUCAGCAUUAAUGUGACUGCAUUAAUUACUGGUAGAUAUUACCGAUAAUGAUAGGACAACGGACAGAUGUGUUAUAAUGCUGGAAGACUUGAAGAAACCACGCAUUUAUGUUCUGUUAUUGUAAUUGUUAAUUCAAUUAUAUUCAUCAAGCAUACACAUUCAAUAGCACUUCUAAGAAGGCUGCACUGCACAGUGUUUUGUUCAUUCGAACUCAAAGUACCUUUCAAAUGAUCACAUUGAUAAUAUAUCUAGCACUGCUCUUUAAUUGAAUCACAUAUAUUUGUUGUUAUUAUCUGUUGGUCUGAUAUACAUGUUUAUCAAGUUCGUACAACACUGUGAUUUUUGUGCUUACUAUCCAAUAUAUGCUUAGAUUUGUGAAAUAUUGAAGGUUUUAGCUGAAAAAUAACACUUGGUUGAUAAUAUAAUAAAAAAUUAAGAUGCCUUUUAUUUACUACAGUACUACAGUAUACAGCUACAGUAUAUAUUACAGUCUGAUACUAUCUGACAGACUUACUGUAACAAGCCAGUGGAGAAAUGACUAAUAUGCUGUUUAUGAGUUGCAUUUGGUACAUGACUGUUGGAAUUUAAAUCUUACUUUUCAACUUUUGUGCAACAAAUUUUUCACAUAAUAUAUGAUUUUAAAAUGUUGAACUGCUGAAACUGCAAAUACCUGGCUCAGAUUAUGGCACUGUCCCAGUUAUUGUUUGUCUUGUUAAAUAAUUAGUUAUUAUCCAUAUGUUUUCUUAAUAUUAACAAUACAAGCCCACUGAGUUUGACAACACAAGCCCGUCUCAACUAAUGAACUCACAGAGAUAGAUAAUUCUCAAAUGAAAAGGAAGUCUAAAGGGUAACGUUCGGCCAAAGACGGGCCUUCCCACAUACAGUAAGGGAGUGACAAGGCCCAGAGCUACUGUUGAUCUAUGUGCUAUUGAGAUUCCUGACACAUCCAGUAACAUCUACGAUGGGUAAGGUAUGAUUUUAGAAGAACACCAGUGACUUACUGUCAGUCUCCUGAUUUAUCUUCAAUAAAUUGUCAAGCCUGUCUGAAUCGGGGGGGGAGAGUUGGGAGGGGGAAGAAUUAGUCAGUGUCACCGCGUGGUGAGGGUGACAUAAAUGACUGUGACUACGGCCCAUCACAAACAGGAUGCAUUUCACCCUGCCAGUGAAUGUACAGGCAUGAUGUUACAGAUGAUUGUAAUCCCACAAAUGCAGUGAUAUCACUACUUUUACUGUUUGUGGCGGAGCGUGGAAGGUCUCUUUUGUUGCCAAUGUCUCAAACCAAAAAGAAGUGUGUUAGCAUUCACAAAUCAUGGAGUGUAAAAAGUGUGACCACAAUUCAGGAACACAGCCGUCCUCCUCUGCAAGCAUGCACCCAUAAUACACAAAUACAUUUUUAUUUUAUUUGAGUGUGUGAUCUUUGAAAAUACUGAAAUUGUUAAAUCUUUUGGACCAAUGCUUGAAUUUGUACUCAUGAAACACUGUACAGGAUAAUUAUAAAAUUAGAAACUAUGUAAAAAGCAUGCACUGAACAAAUAUGGAAUAUUAUUAUUUUUUUGUCUAUAUCAUCCUGCCUUCAAAAUGAUUUCAGUAUUAAAGGCUUGCUAAUAUAUGCAAUUUGCUAAUAUAAUAUAUCUCAAAUGAAAAUUGCAUGUAAUCUGGGAACAAUGUGCAAUGCUAUGAAAGUGAAAGUGGAAAGAAAGUGAUAUAAAACUCAAAUAAAAUAUACUCAUAUCACACAAA
Molecule: messenger RNA, 5560 nt
Organism: Conger conger (European conger)
Lineage: Eukaryota; Metazoa; Chordata; Actinopteri; Anguilliformes; Congridae
Product: calcium-activated potassium channel subunit alpha-1
Exons: 28
Coding region: 23-3586 (1187 amino acids)
Biological process (GO): potassium ion transport; transmembrane transport
Cellular component (GO): postsynaptic membrane
Molecular function (GO): large conductance calcium-activated potassium channel activity
Source: RefSeq, a predicted model, not a curated record